This is a messenger RNA of Puntigrus tetrazona (Sumatra barb), 3126 nucleotides long. It is a transcript of the gene scamp5b, whose product is annotated as secretory carrier membrane protein 5b. Gene Ontology annotation, cellular component: trans-Golgi network membrane; recycling endosome membrane. The record is from RefSeq and is a predicted model, not a curated record. Gene Ontology annotation, biological process: protein transport. The transcript is spliced from 7 exons. The coding region runs from base 202 to 891 and encodes 229 amino acids. NCBI's taxonomy places the organism in Eukaryota, Metazoa, Chordata, Actinopteri, Cypriniformes, Cyprinidae.
AAGCGCGAGGAAUGCAAAGUCAAUGAAGAUUACGAGAAACUUUAGCAACGUUUGGAAGAAACGAGCGACUCUGCUUCCGCUAGUUUGUGCGCGUGUUUGAUUUGGCGUUGAAGCACGCGCUAGAAGUCAUGUUAGUGUAGGGCUCUCGGUGUGCAGAAGAUUCACAGCUCUUGAGAACAAGCAGCCAACACUAAUUACCCAAUGGCUGAGAACAACUUUCCUCCUCUGCCUGGCUUUAUUCCUCUGAAGCCAUGCUUCUACCAGGACUUUGAGGAGAUUCCUGACCAGCACCGGACCAUGUGCAAGAGACUCUAUCACCUGUGGAUGCUGUAUGGAGUGACUCUGCUGGUGAAUUUCUUCGGCUGUAUGGCGUGGAUGUUUGGAGGGGGAGGAGUCACUAACUUCGGCAUGUCCAUGAUCUGGGUCAUUCUCUUCACGCCCUGCUCUUAUGUGUGCUGGUUCAGACCCAUCUACAACGCUUUCAAGACCGACAGCUCUUUCUACUUCAUGGCGUUCUUCUUCGUCUUCAUGGCACAGCUGUUCAUCGCCAUCAUUCAGGCCAUUGGGAUUCCAGGAUGGGGCGUUUGCGGCUGGCUGGGCACCAUCUCUUUCUUCGGCACGAGUAUCUUCGCCUCCAUCAUCAUGUUAAUCCCCACGCUCAUGUUCACCGCUGUCGCUGCCAUCUCGUUCGUGGCUCUCACGAAGGUUCAUAACUUCUACCGCGGCAGCGGAGGCAGCGUGAGUAAAGCGCAGGAGGAGUGGGUCUCCGGGGCCUGGAAGAACCCUCACGUCCAGCAGGCGGCUCUCAGCGCAGCCACCGGAGCCAUGCAGGGACCCCCGGGGCCCCAGUCACCGUCCUACUCCACUCCCAACUACGACAACGCCGUCUGAAACACAGCCAGACCGCGCCAGAGCAACCAAGCAAGCGAUGCUUGGGAUUUUUAAUGUCUUUUAAAUGUUUGUGUUCUUGUUUUGCUGAUAUUUUGGCCUAUUUGCUCCCAGCUAAGUAAAUAUGUUCUGAGAACGUUUUUCUAACGUUAUGAAAACAUUCCAGUUUUUAAUAAAGCAAUGGUUUGCAGUGAGUUUCUAACAGGAAAGGGGAGGAACAGCAAACCUUCAUGGGGCUUUUUGCUUUUAUAAAAUAUUCUAUAUACUGUGUGUAGCAAGGUUUCAGAAAAUAAAACAAAGCGAAUAAAAUGUAAUGAUUUUAAUAAAAAAGAUUAUUCUACCGCCAAAACAGUUCUUCAGAAUCGAUUGUGGUUGCCGAACGACACACAGACGCAAACAAAGGUGUGUGUUUGUUAUUUACAAACAGCUUCGAACGCAGCUCAACCAAUCAGAAUCAGGGACCGGAACUCUUUUGAAUGUUUAAUUGUAUCGUUUUCCGAACAUUCCACGAACGUUACAUUUCAGUGUUUUCUGAACAUUCUGAAACAAUAAUCAAAAAAUAGACAAACAGCAAACCAAAAUGCUUCAUGAAUUAAACAUUCUAAUGAAUAAUGUAUAAAUAACGUUUGUGUGCUAAUGUUACGAGAACGCUAGUUAAGACCAGAUGCCAGAUUUGAAUGAACACUGUAUUAAUGUUACUGGAAGAAUGUUUCUUCAUAACUUUCAGAGAAUCUCACCACAACGUUUAGUCAACGUUCUGAGAACAUUUCCUGCUAGCUGGGGGGCUCAUAUGUGACUUUAUUAAAUUACAUGAGUUCAUGUGCAUUUCAAUUUGUAAUCAGGCUUCCCGCGGUCAUGGAAAAGUUGGCAAUAUCAGGGAAAUUUAAACACAUCAAAGUUUGUUCUUUAAAAAUAUCAGUCCAGCUAAAAAAAUGUCUGUGAAAUGAUAUUUAAAAAGAUAAAAAAAAUUAUCUUUUAUUUACAAAUGACCAAAAUGUCUAUGCAUUUUUGUCUUGGAUAUAUAUUUUUCUAGUUAUUCUAGUUAUUGUUUUUAAUGAUUUGAUCUUCUAGAAACUGCUCAAGUGAGUGCAGUCUAAAUAUCAAAUAUUAUAGCAUUCAUAAACAAUUAUACAGUUACUGUAUAGAGUGGGUGUUCACGUGUUUUGUGUGUGUGUGUUAGCUGUUCAUUUACACGACUACAGCAUUUCAGAAGCCUAAAAAACAAACACAAAAUGUGCAAAUGCACCGUUCACGGAUUUCUGAAAAGAGUUACAGUAUGCAACCGUAAUACAGUAGAUGUUUAUGUGGGUAUCGUUUUUGAUAACCUAGUUAAAAGAUAAACUUUUCAAGAAGGAUAAAUGUGUCUCUUUUUAGUGCAUCGCUGUUGUUUUAUUUGAGAUAUGUACGUGCUGAAGUGUGUAGCAUGAAGGGCGUCGUUGUUUUGUCUCAUACACGCAUGUUGGAAAACCCAGAUGAAGCUGUCCUGUUUGAAACACACUGAUAAUUUUGCGACUGUAUGUGAAAAAAAGGGAAUUAACUCCAGCUUUCCUUUGAUUUUCAAUGUGAUACGAAGCAAACUGAUCAUUUGAAUUUAAAUAAAUCGCCAACAUCUAUUUGUUCGUUUGUUUUUAAUGCCAUGGAAGCUUCUGUGGCUACCUUUGUGGCCAAGAACAAUCAUUUUAGGUGUAUUUUAGGCUAUGAACUCAAACCAUGUCUGGUUUAAACGUUGCUAAAAAUACAACACGCUGCAUGGAUAGAGCGUUCGUACAGUAAGACACACUAGUAAGUUUGCAUUCGGGCUUCGUCCAGCAGGGCGCAGUCUUGUUCUGUGAGAGAUUUCCAUGCCAUUAUCCUUCCUGGGAUUCCCCAGACACACAUCACCCAACAGCCCCGACUCGCAGAUCGCAAAUGGACAACAACGCCACUUAGUCAGGCUAAUAACUUGAUUCUCGCUUAGAUGCAAAUUUAAGCAGGCCGUCUUUUGGGUGCGGACAUCCGUCGAGCAUGUGUUAGAUUAGAUAGCUGGAGACAAUGAAUGGAUUUGUCUCACGCUCCCUUUCUUUUCUCGUCGUUUGUAUCUCCCUGCGCAGAGCGAUGAUGGAAUCGUUCGCAUUAGAGCUUGACGCUCAGAGCAUCCCUGAAGACGGCGGCGCUACCCACCGCCAUAAAACAUCAGCCACGUCCUCUGCAUUAGCACGGAGAGACACGCUUUGCACUAAGACAGAGGCCCUGCAAUAA